Molecule: messenger RNA, 1760 nt
Organism: Sinocyclocheilus anshuiensis
Lineage: Eukaryota; Metazoa; Chordata; Actinopteri; Cypriniformes; Cyprinidae
Product: galactose-3-O-sulfotransferase 2-like
Exons: 4
Coding region: 259-1704 (481 amino acids)
Biological process (GO): glycolipid biosynthetic process
Cellular component (GO): membrane
Molecular function (GO): galactosylceramide sulfotransferase activity
Source: RefSeq, a predicted model, not a curated record
ACAAAGCAGUCCCUUUUCUCCGUCUCAAGCUACUGGUCUUCGAGAAGCUGAAGCGAAGCACAUGCACCUCAAGCAAACUGGAAAUCUAACGCAGUUGACUGCAGUCGUGCAGGCGUUCUGCUGUCGGACCAUGGACGCGCGGAGGGAGCACUUCCAUUACACAGACGCCGUCGAGCAGAUUUGAAAGGCAUCGGCCGAGAUGCACCGUGGCUGCUGUUAUCAAGCGCCGAUCUAUAGUGAUACCGGCCGGGUUUUAUCAUGGUUUUCAGACGGUCAGCUCGGAGAAUGCGGUGGCUGGGAUGUUAUCGUUUGGGGACUGUAUGGAAAGCACUUCUGGUAUUUGUUGUCAUCGCUUUUGCGGGACAACUUCUGGGAGUCAUCUUCAACAAGAGCUGGAUGCAACCAGAGAGACCUCACUCUCUUUACGCUCUUCCCUCUGAGAAUUCCCAUGGGGACUCUCUGGGGUCUUGCCAGCCCCACACCCACAUCAUGUUCCUGAAGACUCACAAGACGGCAAGCAGCACCGUUCUCAAUUUGCUCUAUCGCUUUGGAGAGGAGCGGGGCCUUAAAUUUGCCCUGCCUGUGGGGUACCAAUUUGGCUACCCACUGCCCUUUAUCGCCCACAGGGUGAAAGGAUACAGAGGCCCUCAUGUGGCAGAAUUUGACAUUAUGGGAAAUCAUAUGCGGUUCAACAAACCAGAGGUUGAGAAGGUCAUGCCAGCUGACACCUUCUAUUUCUCCAUCCUUCGAGACCCUGUGGCGCUAGCUGAAUCCUCCUAUGCCUACUAUAAAAAUGUUGCCCCUGCCUUCAGGCGUGCCAAAGGACUGGGUGAUUUUGCAGACAACCCCUAUAAGUACUACGACCCCAGACUCCGAAACAACCAUUAUGCCCGCAACCUGAUGUGGUUUGAUUUUGGUCUGGAUUAUACCUCCAACUUCAGCCUCGGGCUGGUCAAGCGCGGUGUGGCAGCAGUGCGUCGGAACUUCAAGCUCAUCCUUAUCUCAGAGUACUUCGACCAAUCUAUGGUGCUGCUCCGUCACGCUCUUUGCUGGCCGCUAGAUGCUGUGGUUUCUUUUAGCCUGAACGCCAGGCAGCAAAUGCCCAGUGGAAGAUCAGGAUGGGUGGUCAAGGCUGCAGCUCCAGCUCCAGCUCCUUUGGCAUUAACAGACAAGCAAAGAUCGAAAUUACGUGAAUGGAAUGCACUAGACUGGCACCUUUACCAAGCUUUUAAUCUCACUUUCUGGCAGGAUGUAGAGCGCUUCGGGCAUAGUAGGAUGGAGUCUGAGGUGGCCCUGCUUAGGACCAAACGGGAGGUUCUCACUCGCAUCUGCUUGCGUGAUGGCGGCCGCCCCAUAGAGGCCAGUCGCAUCCGGGACAAGACCAUCCGCCCUUUCCAGAGUGGAUUAGUGAAGAUCUUGGGUUACGAGUUGCAGUCGGGACUAGACAACGCCACGUGGGAAGCUUGCCUACGCAUGAUCAGGCCUGAGAUCCAAUACAAAGACUUGCUGGAUCUUCGGCAGUUCCCUCAAGCCCAGCAACCCCCAGCCGCUGCCGCUGGAGGGCUUCCACUAAAGAGGGAGCCCUCAAUACUCAGGACUGAAGACCGUGGGGGAAAGAGGUUGGUGGAGAAGGACUGGGAUGGGACCAUUCUGUUUCGGAAUCAAUCAUUAGAGCAGGUUGAUUCAAAAGUAAGACUUAGAUAGUGAGCUAGUUGCACCUUUUUGCCUCAAGGUCAGUAGUUCUGACCCAUUUUGGCUCG